This is a messenger RNA of Paraphaeosphaeria sporulosa, 1322 nucleotides long. Its product is annotated as kinase-like protein. Bases 290 to 1207 code for a protein of 305 amino acids. Lineage: Eukaryota; Fungi; Ascomycota; Dothideomycetes; Pleosporales; Didymosphaeriaceae. The record is from RefSeq and is a predicted model, not a curated record. The transcript has a single exon. Gene Ontology annotation, molecular function: protein kinase activity; ATP binding. Gene Ontology annotation, biological process: protein phosphorylation.
CCGGACGAGCGACCUAAACUUGCAAAAUUAUACUUACCAGGCGUUCCGGCCGGACGUUAAGUUACAUUGGCCGCACACUAUGUCAGAUGUUGUCAAAGCCAACGUCAACCCUCAAGAACCAAAGUUCAUUGUGUGGCCAUAUACGUUGCAGCAUAAUGCUUUGGUAUAGAGAUUAUAAUAGCCGCUACUUCACCCUCUCACAUGCUAGGACAUACUAAUACGUGAUUGACAAUAGCCAGAACAUAUUCAGAUAUCGGCAGCCGUGGUCAUCAAACCACUCCCAAUUGCAAUGGACGUAACUCGUCACCCAAAUUGUCCACGAUCCCGUUUCGAGAUCGUGAGGCCGAUUACGGAACGACCGGGGCAGAACAAUGACGGUAUAUUCGUUGUGGAGCACGUUACGACUGGUGAGUACUGUGUAGAGAAGCGACUCAAAACAGCCGAUGUUGCCAAUGGAUAUGCUCAGCGCGAGAUCGAUGUCCUGUCGCAGCUCAGCGGGCAUCCAAAUAUCAUACAACUGGUAGAUUACCAGCUUAACAACGACCCUCAACUGCAGGAGUGCGAUCUAUCCGCGAGGACAUGGACCGAGUACUGCGAGUAUGGGAGUCUUAGAAAUGUCGUCGAUUAUCUCCAAGAUUCCGGCAACCCGAGGUUGUCCGAACCUUUGCUAUGGCACAUUCUGGCAAGCCUUGCGGAAGCGGUGCGGUAUCUGCAGCAAGGCCCCAAAGAAUUUCCUUUCUUAUCCUGGAACACAGUUUGCCACCGUGACAUCCACCUCGGUAACGUAUUCCUGGCCGCUGAACCUGCCGGUAGUAACUUUCCUCGCGUGGUCCUCGGCGACUUUGGAUCGUCAACUACAGUCGCUCAUACUCUUUUUGGCUACAAUAGUGAAUGGGCAAUUUCAUGGUUCGAGGAAUUCUUCGCGCCCCCAGAAUUCCCGUCGUACUAUCCAGAGUCAGACAUCUAUCAGAUCGGGGCGGUCCUAUAUUGUCUUAUGUACGGACAACAUUCGCCGUAUUAUGGUACCGCACCGCGUUUGGUGCAUGGAAAGCGCGGAUAUUUGGAUCACGACAUAUGGGUGCGCGAGCUGCAAUUUGAUGCUCCAUACUCGGACGCUCUUGUCGAUAUCGUCAGUGCUUGCCUGUGCGGGGACGUGUUCUCGAGGUGUAACAUCGAUCAGCUCUUAGAAAUGCUUGGGAAAAUCUAACCGUUACAUCAUUCUUAACCCUUCGAUAAGCAGCAUUUGAGACGCAGGAGUCUUUUAGAAACUCUUGAAUCGUUUUCACUCUUAGCAGGGUAAAUCCAUAGUUGUGAUAUAAGAA